Tigriopus californicus is the source of this 856-nucleotide messenger RNA. RefSeq lists its product as uncharacterized. NCBI's taxonomy places the organism in Eukaryota, Metazoa, Arthropoda, Copepoda, Harpacticoida, Harpacticidae. The transcript is spliced from 3 exons. The coding region runs from base 162 to 716 and encodes 184 amino acids. The record is from RefSeq and is a predicted model, not a curated record.
UCAAGCAAAAGUGAACCAGAAAGUGAGAGUUCCAAUUAGUUUGCAUUAAAGUGGCUCAUAGCGAUAUCGUGACUAACAUCCCUCCGGAUCAAUAUGGAAGUGGUGGCUCUCAUACAUCGGAUUAAAAGCUAACCUUGGGCUGCAAUGUCCAACUAAUUUCCAUGGGCAGGCAACGGUUUCCCGAUCGAAGUCGCGUUCUCCCACGUCAGGAAAGACAGGCCUUCAACCCCUACCCCUACUACUACUACUACCACAAUAACAACAACAACAACAACUACAACCCUUACCCCGGUGGAGCGCAUUCUUACCCCUCGGCUUACUAUCAACCCUAUCCUCAGCCUUACCCCUAUUCCAACUACGCCAUGGCUCCCGUUCAGAACCAAGGGGUGUCGGAAUCCUCUCAGAGUCAGAGCUUCCCGAGUGUGGCUUAUUCCGAUCAGUCCGCUGCCCGGACCAGUUACGGUGGGUGUGACUGUGGCUGUGGGUGUGAGAAAGGGCCGGACCUCUUGAGCUUGAUCUUGGGCGCCGCUGUCCUGAUUAUGAUACUCAUGAAUCUGGGCAUUUUGAUGCCACCGAUGGCCGGGAUGAAGAAGAAAAGGUCGCUACCGGAUCGGUUACUUCCAGGAGACCAACUGGAGUCCUUAGAAUCUCGGAUCAAAUCGGGAAUAGAUGCUUUUGGUCUGAAACUCGAGUCAUCUUUUUGGGCAAACUCCUAAACUACAAGACUUCACAACGAUCGUCAAGCUCUGCUGCCAUGUCAAUUAAGGAUGAGUGUUGAUCCCAUCAGUAUUAAUUAACUCUCAAGGAAACCAGAGUGGGUCAGUGCCAAACUUAGCGAACUGAAAUCUGAAACAAC